This is a messenger RNA of Trifolium pratense (red clover), 1211 nucleotides long. Its product is annotated as chlorophyll a-b binding protein 3, chloroplastic. Gene Ontology annotation, cellular component: chloroplast thylakoid membrane; plastoglobule. NCBI's taxonomy places the organism in Eukaryota, Viridiplantae, Streptophyta, Magnoliopsida, Fabales, Fabaceae. The transcript is spliced from 3 exons. Gene Ontology annotation, biological process: response to light stimulus; photosynthesis, light harvesting in photosystem I. The record is from RefSeq and is a predicted model, not a curated record. The coding region runs from base 273 to 1106 and encodes 277 amino acids.
CCCUUAUCCGAUUCAUCAUAUUACGUGUAUAACCAUGGUUGGAGAACAAGAUCACACUCUCAUCCUUACUAUAUUGCACCAUUCAAUAUUCACCACAAGAUGUUCCACGUUUGCAUGCACAUGAGCUUGGAAGUAGUGGCUUAAACUUCUUCAUAUCUUCCUCCCUUUGGCUUAUUAGUUACUACAAUAUCUAUCAUUCAUUCUUAACCAAUUCUUGAAGAACAAAAACACUCUAUUGUUGUAGUAGUAGAGGUAACAAAGAAGGAAACAACAUGGCUACACAAGCUCUAGUGUCGUCAUCAUCUCUUACCUUUGCAGCUGAAGCUGUGAGACAGAGUUUUGGAGCAAGAUCACUCCCUUCUUCAAUUGGGUCUUCUAGAAAAGGUUCCUUUGUUGUCAAGGCAACUGCUACUCCUCCUGUCAAGCAAGGUGGAGCAAAUAGGCCUUUGUGGUUUGCAUCAAAGCAAAGUCUUUCUUACUUGGACGGCAGCCUUCCAGGUGACUAUGGAUUUGAUCCUCUAGGACUUUCAGAUCCAGAAGGAACAGGAGGUUUCAUUGAGCCAAGAUGGCUAGCAUACGGCGAGAUAAUCAAUGGUCGCUACGCAAUGUUGGGAGCAGUAGGAGCAAUAGCACCUGAAAUCCUCGGCAAAGCCGGUUUAAUUCCACAAGAAACCGCUCUCGCUUGGUUCCAAACCGGUGUUAUUCCACCAGCAGGAACAUACAACUACUGGGCAGACAAUUACACACUCUUUGUCUUAGAACUGGCACUUAUGGGAUUUGCAGAACAUAGAAGAUUCCAAGAUUGGUAUAACCCUGGUUCCAUGGGAAAACAAUACUUCUUAGGACUUGAAAAAGGUCUUGGUGGUUCUGGUGAACCAGCUUACCCUGGUGGACCUUUCUUUAACCCUCUUGGUUUUGGUAAAGAUGAGAAAUCAUUGAAAGAGUUAAAGCUGAAAGAAGUUAAGAAUGGAAGGUUAGCUAUGUUGGCAAUAUUGGGUUACUUUGUUCAAGGUCUUGUUACAGGUGUUGGACCAUAUCAAAACCUUUUAGAUCAUUUGGCUGAUCCUGUCAACAACAACAUCUUGACCAGUCUCAAGUUCCACUAAAUCAUCAAUGUAUUAUAUUAUAUUAUAUAUUCUUUUCUUUGCUCUUUUUUGGUUGUUGUAAGCUAUUAUUAUUAUUAUCAAAAAACUCAACCAUCUUUUAGUUCA